Messenger RNA from Vigna unguiculata (cowpea), 1467 nucleotides. RefSeq names its product zinc finger protein WIP2-like. Gene Ontology annotation, biological process: regulation of gene expression; anatomical structure development. Lineage: Eukaryota; Viridiplantae; Streptophyta; Magnoliopsida; Fabales; Fabaceae. The record is from RefSeq and is a predicted model, not a curated record. Gene Ontology annotation, cellular component: nucleus. Gene Ontology annotation, molecular function: DNA-binding transcription factor activity.
UCUCAUCUCUCUCUCCACCAUCCACUUCCUUCAGCCAUCUUGUACUUUCUGUAUCUGUAUAUAAAAGCAAACCUACAUAGCCUUCUACUGUUCCCACUCUCUCCUCAAACACAAACCUUUUUCCAUUCCAUGGCAGACCCUUACUCCAACUUCUUUUCACCACCUUUCUUCCACUACCCUUCUCCAAACCCUUCCCCCCACCACCACCACCAUCCAUAUGCUCACAACGCCAUCAACCAAACCACCACCACCACCGCCACCGCCACCAACACCACCUUUUUCCACUUCCAACACCACCACCACCACCACCACUUUCAAACCACCACCACUUGUUCUUCUUCUUCUUCACCCCCUUCCCCUCCCUUGAGAGAGGCCCUUCCUCUUCUCAGUCUCAGCCCAAAGAAUGAUGAGGAACAGGAGGAGGAGGAGUACCAGGAUCAGGAUCAGGAUCAGCUUUGCACUGCCAUGGAUGUGGAAGACAACUUUAACAGGACCCUCCAUAACCCCAAAGAAGAGGACCAAGAAGAGGAUGCUGAUGACAGUGUCACUGUUGCACUGCACAUAGGGUUGCCAUGCCCUAGUGCUGCUGAGAUAGCUUCUGUGCUCUCUUCAGCUUGUGCCUCAGACAAAGACCAACAACAAGGAGGAGGAGGAGAUUGUGAUAAUAAUGGGAUUCAUGAUGAUUCUUCUUCAGGGUUCUUGUCCAACAGACUCAACAAGGGACAGUACUGGAUCCCUACCCCUUCUCAGAUUCUCAUUGGUCCUACACAGUUCUCUUGUCCUGUUUGUUGCAAAACCUUCAACAGAUACAACAACAUGCAGAUGCAUAUGUGGGGGCAUGGAUCGCAGUACAGAAAAGGGCCUGAAUCUCUGAGGGGUACCCAACCAACAGGUAUGCUUAGGCUUCCAUGCUAUUGUUGUUCCCCAGGAUGCCGGAACAACAUUGAUCACCCAAGAGCAAAGCCCCUUAAAGAUUUCAGAACUCUUCAAACACACUACAAGAGGAAGCAUGGGAUUAAGCCCUUCAUGUGUAGAAAAUGUGGUAAGGCUUUUGCAGUGAGAGGUGAUUGGAGAACCCAUGAAAAGAACUGUGGGAAGCUUUGGUAUUGCAUCUGUGGCUCUGAUUUCAAGCACAAGAGGUCUCUUAAAGAUCACAUCAAAGCUUUUGGAAGUGGCCAUGCAGCUUAUGGGAUCGAUGGCUUUGAAGAAGAAGAAGAGCCUGCAUCUGAAGUAGAACAAGACAAUGACUAAUGUCAUGCAGUAAACACAUAAUUAAGGAAAAUGGAACUGGUUCUACUUUAUAUAUAUGUCUCCAUGUGAAUUAUCUUAUUCUUAGUCUUAGUUAAUUUGUGAACUAUUAAUUUGGUAUGAGUACAUAUCCUUGACUUCCCAGUUGAGAACCAUAUAUAAGCACCGAGUUUUCUUCCCUUUCUGAUGGAAUUGACUCGCUGGUUACAAAGGUUUAAA